CAUCCCUACCCUGCAAACUAUGCAGCGCUGAUAUGGCAGCAAAUUAAUGAAGACAGACAAAACCCGAGAGGAAAGGCUGUAUUUGGAGUCCAGCUCACAGAAGAGAAACUUAAUGACUUCCGCGACGAACAAAUUGGACAGCUGAAGGAACUGAUGGAUGAGGCUACUAAACCUCAUAAGCAAUUCACCAUUCCUAAGGACUCAAAAUACAAGAACUAAAGGGUUUUCAAAUC
This is a messenger RNA of Tinamus guttatus (white-throated tinamou), 233 nucleotides long. The record is from RefSeq and is a predicted model, not a curated record. NCBI's taxonomy places the organism in Eukaryota, Metazoa, Chordata, Aves, Tinamiformes, Tinamidae.